Molecule: messenger RNA, 1533 nt
Organism: Chlorella variabilis
Lineage: Eukaryota; Viridiplantae; Chlorophyta; Trebouxiophyceae; Chlorellales; Chlorellaceae
Exons: 12
Coding region: 1-1533 (510 amino acids)
Biological process (GO): ceramide biosynthetic process; sphingosine biosynthetic process
Cellular component (GO): serine palmitoyltransferase complex
Molecular function (GO): pyridoxal phosphate binding; serine C-palmitoyltransferase activity
Source: RefSeq, a predicted model, not a curated record
AUGGCGGGCACCGGCACCCUCACACCGCCGCUGUUCGUGGCGCUCGCCUCCUAUGCCUCGUGGCUGGUGCUGUUCCUCUUUGGCCACAUGCGCGACUUUUACCGCAAGAAAAUCUGGGGCGGGCGCAGCGCCGCCAAGCAGAAGGAGGGGUAUGCUCCCAUUCGCCAGGACUAUGAGGACUUUUACACUCGCCGCAUGUAUUACCGCAUCCACGACACCUUCAACCGCCCCAUCUGCUCCGCGCCAGACGCCUGGAUCGACGUCAUGCGGCGCACGCCGGUGGACGGCCAGAAGCCGCUGCGGCUGACGGGCUCCUCGCAGCGCUGCCUCAACCUGGGCUCCUACAACUACCUGGGCUUUGCAGCCCAGGACGAGUACUGCACCCCGCGGGUGGAGGCCGUGCUGGACAGCCUGGGCUGGGCCGCCUCGGCGCCGCGCUCCGACGGCGGCACCACGCCGCGCCACGCGGAGCUGGAGCGGCUGGUGGCCGAGUUCCUGGGCAAGGAGGCGGCCAUCACGUGCGGCAUGGGCUUUGCCACCAACUCCGCCUUCAUCCCGCUGCUGGCGGGCAGGGGUACGCUGGUGGUUAGCGACGCGCUCAACCACUCCUCCAUCGUGGCAGGGGUGCGCGGCUCGGGCGCCAAGGUCAAGGUGUUUGACCACAACGAGCCCGCCCACCUGGAGGCCGUGCUGCGGGCCGCCAUCGCAGAGGGGCAGCCCCGCACGGGGCGCGCCUGGAAGAAGAUUGUGAGCGGCGGCGGCGGCGGCAUGCGGGGUGUGGUGAUCAUCGAGGGCAUCUACUCGAUGGAGGGGGAGAUGGCGCGGCUGCGGGAGAUUGUGGAGAUCAAGAAGAAGUACAAGGCCUACCUCUAUCUGGACGAGGCGCACUCCAUCGGCGCGCUGGGCCCCGGCGGCCGCGGCGUGUGCGAGCAGCUGGGCGUCGACACGGCCGACAUCGACGUCAUGAUGGGCACCUUCACCAAGUCCUUUGGCUCCUGCGGUGGCUACAUCGCGGGCAGCGCGGAGCUGGUGCAGUUCCUGCGCUGCCAGUGCCCCGCCCACCUGUACGCCACCGCCAUGUCGCCGCCGGCCGUGGAGAUGGUCAUCUCAGCCUUCCACGUGAUUUCGGGGCGGGACGGGUCUGGGCGCGGUGCCGCCAAGAUCGGGCAGCUGCGCGCCAACGCCAACUACUUCCGCCGCCGCCUGCUGGAGCUGGGGUACAACGUGCUGGGAGACUGGGACUCUCCCGUGAUGCCCAUCAUGCUGUUCAACCCCGCCAAGCUCCCCGCCAUCUCCCGAUACAUGCUGCGCCGCGGGCUGGCCAUCGUGGUGGUGGGCUUCCCGGCCACCCCGCUGCUGACGGCGCGCAUGCGGGUCUGCAUCUCCGCUUCCCACACCAAGGCAGACCUGGACUAUGCGCUGGAGGUGUUUGAGGAGGUGGCGGGCAGGUGCCACCUGCGCUACUGCGACAGGGCGACGGCACUGCGGCACGUGGCCGCCUACCAGGCGCGCGCCAACCUCAUCAAGGCCUGA